This is a messenger RNA of Salvelinus fontinalis (brook trout), 4491 nucleotides long. RefSeq lists its product as uncharacterized. Gene Ontology annotation, biological process: lipid transport; lipoprotein metabolic process. Bases 428 to 2185 code for a protein of 585 amino acids. Gene Ontology annotation, cellular component: membrane; extracellular region. Gene Ontology annotation, molecular function: lipid binding. The transcript is spliced from 16 exons. Lineage: Eukaryota; Metazoa; Chordata; Actinopteri; Salmoniformes; Salmonidae. The record is from RefSeq and is a predicted model, not a curated record.
CACCUUUUGGGUGUACUCUGCCAAUAAACCUUAAAGAAGAAGUAAUGGAAGCGAACAUAGUUAUUAUUACAUAUGUGACGUAACACACUUUAGCUAGUGUUACAGCCUAGAAAGAAAAGUUCAACAACUGGUAAAGAAUCAAGCCAACUGGUAGUCUAAUAAACUGACGUCACUGCGAGUCGAACAACUAUUCAGCACAGCCUACAUUUCAGCAACUUCUUUUACGAUCGAAAAAGGCUGUCAACGCCUAUAUUGCUUGAAGAUCACAGACAAACAACCAGUAGGCAGUUGUAAUGGAAAAGUAGAAGGCUGAAAACACGUCAGGAUCAAAGGAGAAUCUCACCUCUUCUGAAAAACACUCUAAAACCAAAGAGCCAGCAGUGACAGUCUCUCAGACAAGACCUCAAAGAACAAACUGGUUGGAGCCAUGAACAAGCUGAAUCCUUUUAAAUCAACUCCCAAAAAGGACAAUGAAGAUACAAAGUUACUCGGGGACAAGGAGAGGCAGGAAGAGGAAAAGCAAAAAACUGUCAAAAGCAAUCUGAUGCAGAGAGAGAGGAAGGAGAGAACUGAAACACAGCCGGCAGUUCCUCCCAGACCCACUGAAGAGGAGCUGAAGGAUAUAGCCUUACAUGACAGACUGAAGAAGAGAGAGACGGACGACAAUCAGGCUAACCGUAAUAUGAUGCCGAGUGAGAGGAAAGGGAAAACUGCUGAAACUCCAGUGGUUCCUCCUAGACCCACAGAAGAGGAGAUAAACAGACCAGCCAGACGUGGUCAGCAAAAUACAAAAAAAGACAAUCCGGACCAAUGUGAUGAUGAAUGCCUUAAAGAGGGUGAAUCUCUCUUCCCGGUGGUAAAAGAGGAGGGAGAGGACAAGGACGAAGGAGAGGCCGUGGUUAAACCUACAGAUAGCACAUCAGCCAAGAUGCGAGAACCCACGAGACACAAUCCAUUCAUGCCACGCGGUGCUGGAGGCAAGGGUAAAACCAAGAAGCGUGAACCCCAGCAGGGAGCUUCAGGCAGUGACUCAACAGAGAACAAAGGUGGAAAUAAAUCAUUAUUCGACCAAUUGGAGGUAUUCCGUAUUAAUCCAGCGGAGCCAGAGCAGCAGCAGAAUAUGGAUAGCCUGAUGGAGUGGUGGAGCACAGUGGAGCAGUGGGAAGACAUGCCUCAAGAGGAUGACAUGACUGAAAAAGAGGAGGCCAAGGUGUUUGCAGUGACAGCUGAGAAGGUGCAGAAAGGUAUCCGUGUGUUCAACAAGCUGUUCUCAGAGCGUGCAGAGAGCCUGUGGCAGCACGUCAUUGACCUUAACAGCAUUGCAGACGCCCUCGACUGUUUCAACAAGAAGACUAAGAUCGCUCAAAUCACUGGCGGUUCCACCAGUGCGGUAGGAGGCGUAUGUACCAUUGUAGGCCUCGCCCUGGCCCCUGUCACCUUCGGAACCUCCCUGAUUGUCACGGCGGUGGGGCUGGGCGUGGCCACGGCGGGCGGCCUCACCACGGCUGGAGCCGGAAUCUCCAACACGGUCAACAACUCCAUGGACCGCAAGAAGGUGGAGGCCAUCGUGACGGACUACCAGGAGAAGAUAACCGACAUCAACAAGUGCAUGCUGUUCAUCAAGCAGGGAAUUGAGAGUCUGCGCAGGUUCGACCUACUGAAGAUGAAGAAGCAUGCAUACAACCGUGACUUCCCGGGCCUCAACAACAUCUACGAGGAUGGCGCCAUGGCUGGAAAGGCCAUCCUCAUUAACGCCAAUGAGAUGAUGCGUGUGGUGCAGAUAGCCAACGUGGCGGGCAGCACCGCGGCCAGAGCUGUCCAGAUUGCCAGCAUGGCCACCGGAGUGCUCACCGGCCUCUUUGUGGGCAUGGACAUCUACUUUGUGGCCAAGGACUCCAAGGAGCUGAAGAAGGGAGCCAAGUCAGAGUUUGCAGCCAAGAUCAGGGAGGUGGCGACCCAGCUGCAUGAUGGACUGGUGGAGCUCAAUGGCAUACGGGUUGAGCUGCAGUCCUCAGAUCCAGGCAACACCAAUGAGACUAACACCCAAAACACAGAUAAUACCAAUUACAGUAAAAAAACGGACGUCUCUGAUGACAAUAUUGACAACUAUAAAACCUCUGACAACAAAAGCAUUGUUGACAACAGCAAUACUUCAGAUAACAGCUAUAAGACCAGAAAAUUCUAAACUGUAAUUCCAACCCAUCUCUACAACGACACAUCCUGUCAGCAUUAACACUACUAGUAGCAACGUUGAGGCUCUGAUUCCUAAGUCUCUCUUUCAUAGCACAAGCACCCAUGCCUGAAACUUUUUUUGUUAGACUGCAAAAUUAGAACCAGAUGAGCCAAAUACAUUUAAACUCAGUUUUUCACAAUUCCUGACAAUUAAUUCUCGUAAAAAUUCACCAUUUUAGGUCAGUUAGGAUCACCACUUUAUUUUAAGAAUGUGAAAUGUCAGAAUAAUAGAGAAUGAUUUAUUUCAGCUUUUAUUUCUUUCAUCACAUUCCCAGUGGGUCAGAAGUUUACAUACACUCAAUUAGUAUUUGGUAGCAUUGCCUUUAAAUUGUUUAACUUGGGUCAAAUGUUUCAGGUACCCUUCCACAAGCUUCCCACAAUAAGUUGGGUGAAUUUUGGCCCAUUCCUCCUGACGGAGCUGGAGUAACUGAGACAGGUUUGUAGGCCUCCUCGCUCGCACACACUUUUUCAGUUCUGCCCACAAAUGUUCUAUAGGAUUGAGGUCAGGGCUUUGUGAUGGCCACUGCAAUACCUUGACUUUGUUGUCCUUAAGCCAUUUUGCCACAACUCUGGAAGUUUGCUUGGGGUCAUUGUCCAUUUGGAAGAACCAUUUAACUUUUGACCCAAGCUUUAACUUCCUGACUGAUGUCUUGAGAUGUUGCUUCAAUAUAUCCACAUAAUUUUCCUGCCUCAUGAUGCAAUCUAUUUUGUGAAGUGCACCAGUCCCUACUGCAGCAAAAGGACCACCACAAGCAACAUGAUGCUGCCACCCCCGUGCUUCACGGUUGGGAUGGUGUUCUUCGGCUUGCAAGCCUCCCCCUUUUUCCUCCAAACAUACGAUGGUCAUCAUGACCAAACAGUUCUAUUUUUGUUUCAUCAGACCAGAGGACAUUUCUCCAAAAAGUACGAUCUUUGUCCCCAUGUGCAGGUGCAAACCGUAGUCUGGCUUUUUUAUGGCGGUUUUGGAGCAGUGGCUUCUUCCUUGCUGAGCGGCCUUUCAGGUUAUGUCGAUAUAGGACUCAUUUUACUGUGGAUAUAGAUACGGUUUCCUCCAGCAUCUUCACAAGGUCCUUUGCUGCUGUUCGGGGAUUGAUUUGCACUUUUUGCACCAAAGGACAUUCAUCUCUAGGAGACAGAACGCGUCUCUUUCCUGAGCGGUAGGAUGGCUGCGUGGUCCCAUGGUGUUUAUACUUGCGUACUAUUGUUUGAACAGAUGAACGUGGUACCUUCAGGCAUUUGGAAAUUGCUCCCAAGGAUGAAGCAGACUUGUGGAGGUCUGCAAAUUUUUUUCUGAGGUCUUGGCUGUUUUCUUUUGAUUUUCACAUGAUGUCAAGCAAAGACACACUGAGUUUGAAGGUAGGCCUUGAAAUACAUUCACAGGUACACCUCCAAUUGAAUCAAAUGAUGUCAAUUAGCCUAUCAAAAGCUUCUAAAAUCAUGACAUAAUUUUCUGGAAUUUUCCAAGCUCUUUAAAGGCAUAGUCAACUUAGUGUAUGUAAACUUCUGACCCACUGGAAUUGUGAUACAGUGAAAUGAUCUGUAAACAAUUGUUGGACAAAUUACUUGUCAUGCACAAAGUAGAUGUCUUAAACGACUUGCCAAAACUAUAGUUUGUUAACAAGAAAUUUGUGGAGUGGUUGAAAAACAAAUUUUAAUGACUCCAACCUAAGUGUAUGUAAACUUCUGACUUCAACUGUAAGUCAAUGAAAACAACCACCUAUCUCUUUAUGUUUUGCUUCUGAAAAUCUAAGAUAAGGCCAGAUGAUCCACAGACCUAUGUUUACCAGAACAUUGGAUCCGAAGCACAGUACAGUUUCUAUGGCAGCAUCCUCAUCACGACUGACACUGACCAGGACACUAUUGGACUAUUGGACACCUCUUGACUUUUUCCACAUUUUGUUGGUACGGCCUGAAUUUUAAAUGGAUGAAAUUGAGAUUUUGUGUCAUUGGCCUACACACAAUACCCCAUAAUGAGUCAAUAAGUAUUCAACCCCUUUGUUAUGACAAGACUAUAUAAGUUUAGGAGUAAAAAUCUGCUUAAGUUUCAUAGACUUUAUACAAUAAGCGUUUAACAUGAUUUUUGUAAUGACUACCCUCAUCUCUGUUCCACACACAUACAAUUGUCUGCAAGGUCCCUCAGUCGAGCAGUGAAUUUCAAACAGAGAUUCAACUACAUAAACCAGGGAGGUUUUCCAAUGCCUCGCAAAGAAGGGCACCUAUUGGUAGAUGGGUAAAAAUAAAAUGAAUGCAGACAUUGCA